Messenger RNA from Nannizzia gypsea CBS 118893, 954 nucleotides. RefSeq names its product chromosome segregation in meiosis protein 3. The coding region runs from base 1 to 954 and encodes 317 amino acids. The transcript is spliced from 3 exons. The record is from RefSeq and is a predicted model, not a curated record. Gene Ontology annotation, cellular component: nucleus; replication fork protection complex. Lineage: Eukaryota; Fungi; Ascomycota; Eurotiomycetes; Onygenales; Arthrodermataceae. Gene Ontology annotation, biological process: replication fork processing; DNA damage response; replication fork arrest. Gene Ontology annotation, molecular function: DNA binding.
AUGGCUGCGAAUGACAAUGUGGACGACCUUUUCGAUUAUGACGCUGGGCUAGAUGAUAUCCUCCGAGAAGUAGAGCAAGACACAAGGAAGACCACGGAAGUCGGCUCUAGUCAAGACCAGCAAAACCCCAGGAAAGGGAUCCUUGGUAUCGAUGAUGAGCUCCAAGUUUCGAGAAAGCGAGCACCAGUAGCUCAACUUGAUGAAGCAAGGCAAGGGAACCUACUAUUGUCCCAAGAUGGAAUCCCAAAGUUGCGGAAAAUGGCGAGAAAGUCGUUGAAAAUAAAAGGCAAAGGCCAUGAGUUUUCUGAUGCUGGUCGGUUGCUGAAUUUUUACCGGCUAUGGCUGGAUGAGUUGUAUCCCCGUGCCAAAUUCGCUGAUACCCUGACUAUUAUUGAGAAACUGGGCCAUUCUAAACGGAUCCAGGUGAUGCGGAGAGAAUGGAUUGACGAAGGGAAGCCUAGAUCUGAGGUAGAUGAUGAUGGAUUCAAGGAAUUAGGUGAUAUAUCGGUGGAACAGGACCUUCCCACACGGGAAAAAGGAAAUAGACAGCAGGGAACUCCAACAAACCCAGAAGAAGAAGACCUUUUCGUGGAAUCUCAACAACUGGAGCCAAGGUCCUCUACCCAUGGCGCUGUAAAGUCUUUGUUUGGCGGAGAUGGCUGUGGUCAGGCUAGGACGUCGAACACCAUGUCCACAGAUAACGAACUACAUGAGUGGAAUGACAACGCACCAAGUAAUUUGGACCGGAAUGAAGGUAAAGGAUGUGCCGAGGCCAGCGGGGUAGGGGACAGCUUCCCUGACGAGGAGGAUGAUCUUGACCGACUCCUUGCCGGGGAUAACAAUGAGCUCAAUUCCAACAGCAUAGACAAGCCGAGUGCUACGGCAUCUACAUCGAACCCUGAUGAAGACGAUUACGAGAAUGACUGGGAAGCAAUGCAGGAGCAUGAUAUGUAG